Molecule: messenger RNA, 1766 nt
Organism: Suncus etruscus (white-toothed pygmy shrew)
Lineage: Eukaryota; Metazoa; Chordata; Mammalia; Eulipotyphla; Soricidae
Gene: ARMC6
Product: armadillo repeat containing 6
Exons: 8
Coding region: 144-1574 (476 amino acids)
Biological process (GO): hematopoietic progenitor cell differentiation
Molecular function (GO): protein binding
Source: RefSeq, a predicted model, not a curated record
CCCCACACACACGCCGGCCCGGACCCGGGCUCCGAUCGCGCGGCAGAGGGGGAAACCCGUGGAGGCGGCGCCACUGCGCGUGCGCGGGACGAGCCCCACCCGCGACCACGUGGCCGGGCGCUAGCAGGGGUUCAGGCUCCAGCAUGGCCUCUCGGCGCAUCACCCAGGAGACAUUUGACGCUGCGGUUCGGGAGAACCUGGAGGAGUUUGGCCUGGAGCCCGCUGACGCACUGCAAGAGGCCGUGGAGCAGUUUGAGUCUCAGGGAGUGGACCUGAGCAAUAUCGUCAAGAAGGCGCCCACAGUGUCCAGCGAGGGGCCCCAGGAGCCCCAACACGAGAUCUUGCAGAUCCUGGUGGCUCUGGAAGAGGCAGUGGCCCAGGCGCGGCCCGCAGAAGUGGCAGCGCAGCUCACGGCCUUCUGGGAGCAGUGCCAGCGGGACCGGGCCUGCCGCUUCCUGGCAGCGCAGAAGGGUGCCUACCCGGCCCUGUUGGCCACCUGGAAGCUGGUGUCCGCCGGCGCCCCGGACCUCCAGCUGCCGGUGCUGCAGGCCCUGGCGGCCCUGGUGGACGGGCAGCCCGACCUGCUGGAUGCUCAGGGCCUGCAGCUGCUGGUGCGCACGCUGGCGGGCCUGGCCGAGGCCGAGACGGAGACCGAGCUGCCCGCGCUGACCGGCGCCGCCCUGCGCUGCGUGCGCCUGGCCUGCGUGCAGCAUGAGCACAACCGGCGGGCGCUGGUGGAGGCGGGCGCGCUGCCGCUGCUCACUGGCGCCCUGGCCCGCCACAGCAGCCCCGCGGGGGCCGCUGUGGUGCGGGAGGCGUGCGGGGCGCUGCACAGCAUCACCUGCGACGACGACGUGCGCGUGCCCUACGGCCUGGCCUGCGACCACACUCGGAAGAUCGUGGAGGAGCACGCGGGGCUGAAGGUGCUGGUGCAGGCCCUGCAAGCUUUCCCCAACAACCUGGACCUCCAGAGCAAGCUGUGCAGCACCCUGGCCCACCUGACCACCCGCAACAAUUACUGCCAAGAGGUGUUGGACCUGGGGGGCCUCACACUGCUGGGGACCCUGCUGGCCACCUGUGGUGACCACCAGGACCUGGCGAGACAGGUGCUGAGCGCACUGCGCGCCAUGGCGUGUAAUGAUGCCGUGAAGGACGCCAUCGUGCGCGCUGGGGGAACCGAGACCAUCGUGGCCACCAUGACACGCCACCUGACCUCACCCCAGGUCUGUGAGCGGAGCUGCGCGGCCCUGAGCGUCCUGGCCUUGCGCAGGCCGGAGCACUGCCGCAUCAUCAUGGAGUGCGGUGGGGUCCAGGCGGCCGUGCAGGCCAUGAAGGUGCACCCGCAGGAGGUCAGCGUGCAGAAGCAGGCCUGCGUACUGAUCCGCAAUCUGACUUCCCGCAGCCCGGACCUGGCGAAGCCCAUCCUGGAGCUGGGUGCCGAGGAGCUCAUCACGCAGGCCAGCACCACGCACCCCGACUGUGGGGAUGUGGCCAAGGCUGCCCUGCGGGAUCUGGGCUGCCACGUGGAGCUGCUAGAGCUGUGGACGGGGGAGAAGGGGCAGCUGAAGCCGUGACUGCAGCUGGGUGUGUCUGGGGGAACCCCGAGACUGUGCUGGUGCACCCUGAGAGCAGCUAGCCCCAGCCCCAGCCGGCUGCUGCCUUUGCACUACCUUGAACAGGCAGCCUGGCUGGGCUGGCAGGCAGGGACCAAGGUGGGCGGAGCGGGGUUGUGGCGGGUGGGGUGGCAAUAAAGGCAGAUGAACACA